AUGGUCGCCGUCUUCCGCGUUGACAAACAAGAGGAAGGCGACAAUUUCAGCCUGCGAUAUGGCAAUGCUGCCUACAAUGCCUCCAUUCACAAGGCGGCAGUGGCUCUUCGGCCGUUUCUGGCGCACGGAGGUCUUCAGAAAGCUGCUCUCCAGCUGGACCUGGAGUACGGCAGAGAUGUGCUUAGCACGCAGUACAGCAAACUGCAUCGGCUCAUCAGUGAAGCCAACAAAUCAGCGACUGCAACCAGGAGUGCUCCGGAUCUUGCUGCAUGGAUGGUUCAGAUGCUAACCUUGGCAUUUCGGACAAGGAUUAUUUCACUUUCAAAGGCUACUGAGCAAUGGCUUUGCCACAACAGGAGCACCGGGGCCAUGGGAUUUUGGGCUGCUUGCCUUGUGUCUUUGGAGGCAUGGGUGCUCUGUCCGUCCAGCGUAGUCCUGGACCAUGCGAGGAAGCUGUGUGGCAAGCUCCCGGAAGCAGAGAAAGCCAAGUUGGAGGCAGUCCUCAACGAGCUAAGUGACCCUGAGGUUUGCUGGGCGAAAUUUCUCAGUGAAGGCUACAGCAAGAUGGAUGCCCCCAUCGGGGAGGAUGAUGAUGCAGAUCAGGUGGAUUGUGCUGAGCUCUCCCAGACAUACUUGGCAAGUGUAAAGGAGAAGUUCAACAAGGCCACCGGCUCAAUGCUGGAUCUUCUGCUGCAGGUCAUGUCCGGCAAGUUUCUUCAAGAUUGCCGCAGUUUGGCCACAGCAACUACAACGUUUGCGCAGGCUCUUGCAGCGGCUGCAGAUGGGCAAUUUUCCAAGUCAGUGGUGACUAUGACGGGAUCCGUGCCUGCCCCGAGCCUGCUCUCUUCUCUCAACCUCACGGAAGAUGCGGAUGAGGCUGACAGAGCACGGCAAUGGAAGAGCGUUCAGGCAGAGAGGAAGAAAUUCGUUUCUUUUUCAGUUCCAGCAUCUUGGACAAAGGACGCCAUCCUUGCAGCGUUCCGUGGCUCAGGGAAGGUGUUCAGUCACAAAGGCAGCCUGAACAGCGCACAUCGCCUCAUCUGUGCUGCAGCCGAUCUUGUGAAAGAAGACACCAGUGAGCCCUGGAGCACUCGCUGCACACCCGCUAAAACCAUGUGGGAGGAGGUUUGCAACUUCUGUGCCGGAGUCAGCGGGUCGGAAGACUUCAUCAUGAUCUUUGAUGGUCGCAUGCGUGAGGUCAGGCGCUGGAACGACCCUUCGCUGAAUGAGGACCAAUGGCAGAAUUUCCAGCACACUGAAGAAGCCACGAUCGUUUACUCGGGAGGUUGUCCUCCCAGGGCCGGUCGCACACGACGUGUGCCUUGUGGUGCCAGGAAGUUGGAGUCCAUCACCAUCCGCUUCCCAGUUCAGAGGGCCAAGAUUCGUGCUGAGAAGAAAGCGGCCUUCAAUGCAUGCGGUGAGGCGUCGACCUACCAGGGCACCUACUCCGGUGUCAGCUUUCGUGCCACGUCGGAGAUUCCUUUGAUUUCAAAGGAAGAGAAGGCAAAGGUCCUGGAACAGACCGUCCCAGAUUCACCUGAGACUUGGCAGGAUGUGCAUGGCACCGAUGUUCCGCUCUUUUGGCAAGAGUCAAAGCCAAUUGCCUUUUACACGGCCGUGCUGACGGAGUACAAGAUCCAGGCUGUCUUCGAUCUCACCGCUGGCAGUGGUGCCCUCAUGGAGGCUUGCAUGGGUCUCAACCGCAGUCACAUGGCCUGGGUGCAGGCAGUGGCCGACAGAGCUGCUUGUGGCCUCAUGGCAGUUGAAGGGUCCAGCCUCUUCUCCGAGGAGGGUGCGAAAGGAGUGCGCAAGCACUUCAAGAACAUCUUGGAGUCCCUCGUUCCUGCGGGACAGGAUGAUCAGGAGGAGGAGCUUGAGCCAGCCAGUCCGACUCAGGGGAUCAAGCUUUGUUGGCAGAUUUUGCGCUACAGUUUCUGCCUCGCAAAAAUCGCGGCUGCAAGGUGCUGCAAGAAAGUGCGCCGGACCAAAGAAGCUAAGGUGCGAGCUGCGGCAGUGAAAGCAGGACUUGCUCCUCCUGCGCGCCGUGCAUUCCCCCUUUUUGUGAUGGAGAAGAACACAGUCCAGAAAGGUGGCUCCAAAAGGGCUUUUCAGAAUGAGCUCAAGCGCCUUGGCAAAGUUUGGUCCCGGCUGCCCGAUGCAAGCAAGCAGCCCUACUAUGAGAAGAGCGCUGCAGAGUUUGUGCGACAGCGAGAUGCCUUGGCAGCACACGGCAUCUUCUGCGGCCAACGUCCGCAGAAGCCUGUUCAUGUGAUGGAGGCUCCAGUGUCGAAGGCAGCGUGCAUCGGGCCGUACGUGCUGGAGUCACCUGAGUCUAUUGGAGCAGGCCCAGUCCGGUUGGGAACUGGUGCGUACGGAAAGGUCUACAAGUGCAAAUGCUUGGAGACAGGGCGGCAGCUGGCAGUGAAAGCGUUCUAUGGCCGCUUCGCUGGGGAUGAAGCAGCCCAGGAAAUCAAGCUAUAUCGGCAUCUCAUUGCAAACCUUCUCCAGUCGGACCUGCACUUCUUUCCUGUGUUCCAUGCUUCCGAUGCAGCCUCGGAGCCCUACCCCUGGCUUGCCAUGGAGUAUGCCGGUCCCUGUCUCAAUGGCAUCUUGAGAACAGGGUCAAAGUUGCCCAAACGAUCCGUCUUUGCAAUCGUUGCCCAGCUGAAGUUUGCCUUGAUGGCGCUGCACCAAGCAGGAAUCUUGCAUCUCGACGUCAAGCCGGCAAACAUACUGUGGUGUGGGCAGCUGCAGCAGCUGAAGCUAUGCGACAUGGGCAUGGCCGAAAUGCGCGAUGUGGCCAUGAAGGAUUUGCGGUACACCGAGUAUGUCACCUAUCCUUUUCGACCCCCAGAGCUACUUGACGUUCACGGGGAGAAGGAGCUUCAAAGGCUGCAUCGACUGCUGACCCCAGCCGUAGACCAGUGGAGUUUUGGAUGCACCAUCUUCUAUGUGGCCACCUGUAAGCCUCUCAUGGAAGGACUUGUUGGCAAAGCCGACGGUUUGAGCAAAGCAACACUGAGUCUGUGGUGUGCCAAUUGGUCGCAUUUUGCGAAUCCCAAUCAGGCCAAACGAGCCAACUUGAGCAGGCAGGUGCUGCAGCUGUACAGUCGGCUUCAGUUGGCUGCUGAUUUGCAGGGAAGCAUUCUGAAAGCUUGCAAUCCCAAGGCUUCCAGUCACAUUGAAGACGUGACUUUCGUUGCUACAGAUGAUCAGCAUGCCGGGCCCACGACCACUUUCAGCGGAAGACUGUCUUUCGUUGCUCGGCCAGUCUUUUUCAAUUUCGGUGAAUCGUUGAAGUCGCAGCAUGUGGGCGAAACGAAGCGGAAGCUUGUCGUCCAGAAGCAUGCCAACUUGCCGCACACGUGGCCGGCCAUUUGCAGGCAGACCAUGCAGGUCGUGAAACUCUGUGUGGCCGGCGUGCAUCUGAUCAACUUGGCGGCCUUUCUGUUCCGCGACUGGGAGCUGCAGGAUGAUGUGCCGACGGCAUUUUUGGCGGCCUACCUCAUGUACCGUAGCAAUGCCGUGAAUACCAAAGUGAAAGUUGACAGCUUGGCCUACAAGGUCAUGAUGUUUGCCAACCCCUUCUUCAGCCCUGGCUGGACUGUCAUCCAGGCAUUUCGUGGCUCUUUCACGCAUGCGGUUGCUGCCGGCCGAGGCAACGACCCCGUGUGCCGGCACUUGAAGACUCUGCAGCGGUUGGCAUUGUUCUUCCUCAGCGAAGCCCGUUUGUGGAAGGCGCGAGGCAACUUCUGCUUGGCAGCCACCAUUGUCAAGUACUUCAAAGCAACAGGGGGCGUGUGCAGACGGAAAAGAUUCCUGGCAAACAAGAUAGCUGCGAAGCGCGACGUCAAGCAAGGGACAAAGAAGAAGAAGGCCAAAGCUGUCAUCCAGCAGAACAAAGACAUCCAACGAUUCUGCCUUGCAGAUGCUUUAGCGCUGGCAGCUAUCUUCGUGGAUGGAAGGCUGUCGAAGCACUUCCAAGGCCAGCAGUCCAAGACUUGGACGGUCUCUGCAGAUGUGCUUGAUGACAUCCCUUUCGAGGCCUCUAAUCUCAUGCCUGUCCAUAUCCUCGCCACGUUGCAGUGGCUCGGUCGGGUGGAGGCGGGCCCGGACGAUGAUGGCGGGGCCGUUUGGAAUGGAACAAAUGCUCGUGUGUUUCGAACUUGGUGUGGCGGAAAGCCUGUAUCCCGAGUGCUGGAAGAUGUCCAGGGCCACUUGGAGGAGCAUCGUCUGGCUCUGAAGGCUCGCAAAGCCGACACGAGACCUGUUGAGAAAUUAAAGCAGGGAUUGAAGGCCUCCAUGAUACCCUGGAAUGCAUGCCAAGCAGUCACAUGCUUGAUGAACUUCGCGUUCCAGAAAAGAUGUAAGUGGGUUGGAUCCACACAGCCCACGCUCAACGGCAAGCUGGCUGCUUUCUUGGACAGAAGGCCGCUUGCCCACCCUAAACCCCUAAACCCUAAACCCUAA
Molecule: messenger RNA, 4470 nt
Organism: Symbiodinium sp. CCMP2592
Lineage: Eukaryota; Dinophyceae; Suessiales; Symbiodiniaceae
Source: the annotation of a GenBank genome assembly